Molecule: messenger RNA, 5212 nt
Organism: Octodon degus (degu)
Lineage: Eukaryota; Metazoa; Chordata; Mammalia; Rodentia; Octodontidae
Gene: Pgm2l1
Product: phosphoglucomutase 2 like 1
Exons: 14
Coding region: 267-2135 (622 amino acids)
Biological process (GO): carbohydrate metabolic process
Molecular function (GO): glucose-1,6-bisphosphate synthase activity; intramolecular phosphotransferase activity; magnesium ion binding
Source: RefSeq, a predicted model, not a curated record
GGCGGCAGCCGAGACCCAGACAUCUGGGACCGUCGUUCUCUCACCACACGCCGGUUUCAGUCAGACCCGGCCCUGGCCCUGGCCCUCCGGUGAGCGGGCAGCCGUAUCUGCCUUCUCUUCCAGUUCCCUAAAGCCACGACGGAAGCUGGCACGGACUGCCUGUGGCUGGUGUCCGAUGCCCUUCAGUGAGGAGGGGGCGUCCGGACCCUGGUGAACGCAACCAUCUUCGUCGGCCCCUCAGGCCCGCACCCGCGUGUCUGCCUGCCAUGGCUGAAAACGCAGAGGGAGACCUGAACUCCAACCUGCUCCACGCCCCCUACCGCACCGGCGACCCUCAGCUGGACACGGCCGUCGGGCAGUGGCUCCGUUGGGACAAGAAUCCCAAAACGAAAGAACAGAUUGAAAAUCUGUUACGAAAUAGGAUGAACAAGGAAUUGAGAGAUCGCCUUUGCUGCCGAAUGACUUUUGGGACUGCAGGACUUCGUUCUGCCAUGGGAGCCGGGUUUUGCUAUAUUAAUGAUCUUACGGUAAUACAAUCAACACAGGGAAUGUACAAAUACCUUGAAAGAUGUUUCUCAGACUUUAAGCAGAGAGGCCUUGUUGUUGGGUAUGACACUCGUGGUCAAGUAACCAGCAGCUGUAGCAGCCAGAGGCUUGCUAAACUCACAGCUGCAGUCUUACUGGCUAAAGAUGUUCCUGUGUACCUUUUUUCAAGAUAUGUUCCUACACCUUUUGUACCAUAUGCAGUCCAAGAGCUCAAAGCAGUUGCAGGUGUGAUGAUUACUGCAUCUCACAACCCCAAGGAAGACAAUGGAUACAAGGUUUAUUGGGAAACUGGUGCUCAGAUCACAUCUCCUCAUGAUAAAGAAAUUUUGAAAUGUAUAGAAGAAUGCAUGGAACCCUGGAAUGGUUCCUGGAAUGAUAAUUUAGUGGACACCAGCCCACUGAAGAAAGAUCCUCUGCAGGACAUUUGCAAGAAAUACAUGGAAGACUUGAAAAACAUCUGUUUUUACAGGGAAUUAAACUCAAAGACUACCUUGAAAUUUGUGCAUACAUCCUUUCAUGGGGUUGGACAUGACUAUGUACAGUUGGCUUUUCAAGCAUUUGGUUUUAAACCUCCAAUUCCAGUACCAGAACAAAAAGAUCCUGAUCCAGACUUUUCUACUGUUAAAUGCCCAAAUCCUGAAGAAGGAGAAUCUGUGCUGGAACUUUCUCUGAGGCUGGCAGAAAGAGAAAAUGCACGAGUGGUUCUUGCCACAGAUCCUGAUGCAGACCGACUGGCAGUGGCAGAACUUCAAGAGCAUGGCCACUGGAAAGUUUUCACAGGGAAUGAACUGGCAGCUUUGUUUGGAUGGUGGAUGUUUGAUUGCUGGAAAAAAAAUAAAGCAACCAAUGCUGAAGUGAAGAAUGUUUAUAUGUUAGCCACCACUGUCUCUUCUAAAAUUUUGAAAGCAAUUGCACUUAAAGAAGGAUUUCAUUUUGAAGAAACAUUACCAGGUUUUAAAUGGAUUGGAAGUAGGAUAAAAAACCUCCUGGAAAAUGGGAAAGAAGUCCUUUUUGCAUUUGAAGAAUCUAUUGGUUUUCUGUGUGGAACUUCAGUAUUAGAUAAAGAUGGGGUGAGUGCAGCUGUUGUUGUUGCUGAGAUGGCAUCUUAUCUGGAAACCAUGAAUAUAACAUUGAAUGAACAACUGAUUAAGGUUUAUGAAAAAUAUGGUUAUCAUAUGUCAAAAACUUCAUAUUUCUUAUGUUAUGAUCCAUCUACUAUCAAAAAUAUAUUUGAAAGGCUUCGUAACUUUGAUUCUCCAAAGGAAUAUCCAAACUUCUGUGGAUCAUUUGCUAUACUGCAUAUACGGGAUGUUACCACUGGAUAUGAUAGCAGUCAACCUAAUAAGAAAUCAGUGCUGCCUGUGAGUAAAAACAGCCAAAUGAUUACAUUUACUUUUCAAAAUGGUUGUGUUGCUACCCUUCGCACAAGUGGGACAGAACCAAAGAUAAAGUAUUAUGCCGAGAUGUGUGCACCACCUGAUCAGAGUGAUAUUGCCCUUCUGGAAGAAGAAUUAAAGACACUAAUUGAAGCUCUGAUAGAGAAUUUUCUUGAGCCCAGCAAGAAUGGACUGAUCUGGCGUUCUGUGUAGGGUACAUUGUGCAUUAGGACUUUGUACUGGCACGUGGAGCAGAACCACCAAGGACUCCAUCCACUGACCCUACUGUUAGCAUUCUGUAUCUCAUUUGGCCAAGGAUCUUUUUCUUUUCGUUUUCUCUCCUUUUUCUCUUUUCUUUUAUUUAACUAAGGACACUGUAUAAAUUUGAAAUGUAAAUGGAGGGAAAUGUUUCAGAUUUUUUAAUGCUCUUGAUUGAAAGUCAUUACAUUAAAAGUGUUCUGGUAACACAUCAUUUUUCUUUUAGCACAGAUAUCAACAACAAAAGUGAAUUGUCUUAUUAAAGUGUGGUUGAUUAAGCUUAGUAACUCAUAUCUUGUACAUGUGUAUAGCAUGGCUUUUAAAAAAGGCAAAUAAAUGUGACAUAAUUAUAGGAUUAGUUAAGGAAAUUAAUCCAUACAAAUGGAAAGAAAUGGUAAUGUUCCUAGAUCAUUAUGGAAAAGUGUCAUUGUUACCUCCUUGGUAUUGAUUUACCAAUUAAAGUAAUUGUACAGAUGUUAUAAUAUGUGGUUUUGUAUCUGCUUCUGGUGCCCUUGGUGCACUGUAAAUUUACUUUGUGUAUUUUAAACUCUGACAUUUACUGAACAGAAAACAAUAGUGAUAACACUCUUACUGUCUUUGUUCUUGUCAGAUUUCUUAGUGCCUUUUCAAGUCUGAUGUGAACUUAAACAGUGUUCUUGCAUUGUAUAUAAUUUUAUCAAUUUUCAGAUAGUUACAGAAAAUCUUCCAACUGUACAGGUGCUUCCUUUGUAUUGAGUGAGUUUGUUGAUUUUAAAAUAGUAUGCUUACAAAACAAGAUCUGAGUAAAAGCAGGCUUAAUGUAACUAUAGUUAAAUGUGUUCAAGUUAGGUUUGUGUGGGUUAUCUUAACCUUUAAGUAAAGAAAAAUAUAUGAAUCAGAAAAUAAGCCCUGAUUUUGACAGUUCUAACUUUGGAAUAACAUUUUGGAGAGCAGAUUUAUUCCUUUAUCUGAUGAAGUAAUGCUAAUGUUAACAAAACAUACAGAUUUUAAAUUCUAAGAAAUACUAAAACUGUUUAGGUGUUUUUGUUGUUGUUGCUUUUGGUACACAGGAGUCAAUCUCAGGACCUUGCACUUGCCAGGCAGGCACUUGCACCACUGAGUUCUAUCCCCAGCCCGUAAAACUACUGUUUAAGGCUAAGGGUCAAGUUAGUCAAAUAUUUUUCUGGCUUCUAUGGAAUUUCUGAUCACAUGAGUAUUUUUGUUUUAAUAUGGAAGAUUUUUUUUAGGAAAGUUACUUUUGGUUGAUUUUAUAGUCUUCUAAAAAGAUUUAACAGAGAACUGCUGUUUAAUCUUUGUAAGGUCUAUCUUCUCUUGGCCAGUUUACAAAAUAAACAUAUAUAUCUAGGGACAGCAAAAACAAAGUCUUAGGUGUAAGCAUCUAAACAAUUUUCCCAUAGGAUCAGUAUUUGUAUUGAAGAAUUUGUUUCCUUAAAAAUAAGCAAUAAUAAUAUAAAGUCUGAACUGAUUAUAAUGUUGACUAAAUAACAGUAUAAUUUGUUUUAGCAUCUGAUGAAGUAAUGCUAAUUUUAACAAAACAUACAGAUUUUAUGUAUGUAAAAUCUGACUUUUGCUUGAGCGCAUAUAAUUUAAAUAUAAUUUUCAGAUUAUUGCAUUGCCACUGUUGUUAGUUUGUUCUUUCCUUACUUUAUCUCUAGAUCUUAUAUGAUGGAAGAUAAUAGAUAGCUAGCUAUAAAUGUAGAGUAUCAUUUUUUUUCUCAAUGAAUUUGUUUUCAAAGUUUUUGCACUGAAGAAGAAAUGUGUAGAAUGUCUUGUUGUUUUAUUUAAAAAUAUGUAAAACAUUUUUGUUUUGUUGGCUCUUAGAAACGUAGAUCAUGACUUAGGAAAAAGCAUGUAUUCUACAAAGUGGUAUGAACAAUGUUAUAUAUGUAUAAAGAACAUUGUAUUUUGUUUUAGUAUCUGUGUUUCUGUGACCAAAGAACAAAAGAGGCUAAUUACAUUGUAGCCCAUUCAUAAUCACUACAAACAUGUUGUGAUUGUCAUUUUCUUAUGAAGAAAACAGUUUUGAGUGCUGUAAUAUAAUACAACAUGGAAACCACCUUAAGUUGAAGAGUCCUGAAGUUUCGACUCUUCUCUAAAAUAUAUUAAAAUCUAAAGUUGAAAUUAACAAAAUUUUAUAAAGCUUUCUGAAUUGUGUAGGUUGAAGACACUAUUUGAUUGUACCAAAACUCUUGAAUCUGAGCAUGAUGUUUAAGUUGAACCUGACAGAGUGAAUACACAUUACUAUUAGUAUAAAUUCAGUGCCCCAGCAGGCAGAAGUACUGACCUAUGGAUCUCUGUUGCAGGCAAUAUGUUAUUCAGCUUUUUUUGUUGUUGUUGUUUAACAGUCUCAGAAAUAUAUGUGUGUUUAUUGAAUAUAAAUAAAAACCUUUCUGCAGGUGAAAAGAAAAGAAUAGGGCAAGAUCAAAAUAAAUUGUAAGUAAACAGUAAAAAUGGACAAUAUAAAGGCCAAUAAGAUAGCACAAAAAAUAUCUUGUGAAGAACAAACCUAGCACCACAAAAGUAGGGAAUAAAGUGUGAGCAGUUUAUGUGUGUUUAUUUCUUGUUAUAAUGAGCAGACAGUGAUCUUAUCAGUUUCCUUUAUUAGACAUCGAGAAACCAGUUAUAGGAGGUGAAGUAAGUGUUUCUAUUAAGAAUUAAAUUCCUGCUAGGGUGUUGUUCCUUGUGUUCAGAAUCAUAUGGAAACUCAAGAGGAAAUUAAGAAGAAAUAAAUGGGAUAAAAUGUAGAUCAGGAAACAAAGACUUGAGAAAAGGGAAAGAUUAUGAUCAUUUAACUCUAGAGAGGAGAAAGCUGUUGAGAUCAUUUACUAAGUCAUAAGCCAUUCACUGAGCCUUUAACUGAAGGACUCAAGUGGUGAUGUCAUACUGCUCCCCAUCUCUAGGGAGAAGGACAGAUCAGAGAGAAAAGGGAUAUUUUUUAAAAAGAUAGCAUGAAAUGUUUAAGAUUUAAGAACUCCUUGAGCAAAAUUUCUCAUAAAAUCUCUUAUUUAAAAUAUUUUAGUUUUUAGGAGAGU